AUGAGUUAUAAUGAGAAUAAAAAAUUGGACGAAGAUACAUUCAUCCAUCGAUACUGUCACCAAGUUCUUGAAGAAAUAUUCAAUAAAACUGAAUACUCAUUGAUUUGGGCUAAUGGUGAAUCUGAAAGUUCUAAAGCAAGAUGUUUAUUGGAUGGUCACAACCAUGGCAGAAAACCAGACUUUCGGAUCCUCUCAAAGAUCGAUGACACCGACAAAGAACUUAUAUUUGGCGAAAUAAAGCCACCACAUUGUACUGAUACCAUAAAUAAAAGCAUAAUAAAAUUAGCAGAGUUCAUGAAAGGGUCUUUAGACUUUAUUAUUAGUAUGUACGGCUAUGUGGUUGGUCUGGAAACAUAUGGGAACGAAAUUAAAAUUUUUAGCAUGGAUUUGGCAUACGAUGGUCUAUACCGUUGUAAUCAAUUAUCGAAAGUAUUGCUCCCAACGGAGAAUGCGAAUUUUUUAAACAUCAUCACUGUAGUAUCUACUCUAUAUUCAUUAUUGGAAAGGGUAAAACAUACUAUUAUUACUCUAAAUUCAUAUCAGCCUUAG
This is a messenger RNA of Entrophospora sp. SA101, 549 nucleotides long. NCBI's taxonomy places the organism in Eukaryota, Fungi, Glomeromycota, Glomeromycetes, Entrophosporales, Entrophosporaceae. The record is from the annotation of a GenBank genome assembly.